Notothenia coriiceps (black rockcod) is the source of this 771-nucleotide messenger RNA. It is a transcript of the gene faim2b, whose product is annotated as Fas apoptotic inhibitory molecule 2b. Gene Ontology annotation, biological process: negative regulation of apoptotic signaling pathway. Gene Ontology annotation, cellular component: membrane; Golgi apparatus; endoplasmic reticulum. Lineage: Eukaryota; Metazoa; Chordata; Actinopteri; Perciformes; Nototheniidae. The coding region runs from base 1 to 771 and encodes 256 amino acids. The transcript has 12 exons. The record is from RefSeq and is a predicted model, not a curated record.
AUGAAGAAGGGAAAGCAGGUGGGUGAGGAGGACGUUGAGCCACCCAGUUAUCAGGAGGUGACUGCAGGCUACAAUGACAUGGAGGCCCAGUUCACCUGGGACGACAAGACCAUCAGGAGGAUCUUCAUCAGGAAGGUCUACGCCAUCCUCAUGGUUCAGCUGUUUGUGACGGUGGCCAUUGUCAGUCUCUUCUCAUUUUGCGCACCUGUGAGGUAUUUCAUCCAGACUCAUCCAGGCUUGUACAUGGCGUCCUAUCUCGUGUUUUUUGCCACCUACAUUGCACUGUCCUGCUGUGGAGACCUGAGGAGGCAGUUUCCUUGGAAUAUCAUUUUGCUAGUUCUCUUUACUUUGAGCAUGGCCAGCAUGAUGGGAUUUAUGUCGAGCUUUUACAACACUAAAUCAGUGGUUCUGUGUAUGGGAAUCACAUCUCUGGUGUGUCUCUCUGUUACCAUGUUCAGCUUCCAGACCAAGAUUGACGUCACCUCCUACCAUGGCGUCCUGUUUUCUCUGUGCAUAGUCAUGCUUCUCUGUUCCAUCACCCUUUCCAUUGCCAUACCUUUUGGAUAUGUUCCCUGGUUACAUGCCUUGUAUGCUGUUGGUGGAGCCAUCCUCUUUACUUUGUUCCUGGCAUUUGACACACAGUUGCUGUUGGGGAACAAGCGCUACUCUAUAAGUCCAGAGGAAUAUGUUUUCGCCACCCUCAGCCUCUACCUGGACAUCAUCUACAUGUUCAGCUUCCUGCUACAGAUCUUUGGAGGAGGCCGCAGGUGA